AAAGCCUGCCUUCAUUCGCCUGCUCGCCGCCCAACACCACUUCAAGGUGCAGGCGCUCUGCCUUGCCCUGACCACCACGGUCAGCAGGCGCUUUGGCUCCACUAACUCAGUGCAACCCUCAACCACCGUCAUUCUGAGGGGGAAUGCAAGAGAUCACUUGGCCGGGGAGCAUUGCACAGCAACAAAGGCUCUGUGGACUACUUACAUGAUCGUCAUCAUGAUACGGCUACGAACCACAAACACACACACUUACAAAUGACACUACGUCGAGGUGCCUCCCUACAUGAACAAGCGUCAGCACUUCGACGACAGCGACAGCAGUGCAAGCAGCCCCGAGGCCAAUGGGCUCUUCAUCCACGACUACGAAUAUAUCGGCCAAGACGUGAGCGAAGACGUUGGGGAAUACGCUGGCGAGGACGUAGACGAAGGUCCUCCCCUCGAGACGUCAGCCGUAGCGAUGCCAUGGUGGGAUGGCUCGGAGUACAAGGUGGAGGUCUGCGGCUCAACGGCGGUAAUCGUAGAGAAGUCGACCUGCGGUGGCGUUGCAAUCCACUGGCUCAAGGAUCUGAGGCCACUGGAGUACCAGAGCGUAGAGAUGAAGCAAGGGUCCCUCCUCGAUGGAUGGCUUCUCUCCCUCCUCGGCGACAAUGCCCAAUGGUUCCCCAUCGCAUGCACGCUAGACCAAUCCAUCCAGAUCAAGGCCCAAGUGGCUCCUCCGUCAGGACCCUCCUCAUCGUGCCGGCGCUCAUGCUCGGUCCUUUCAACUACAGUACCAACAUCACCACCCUUUCCCACCGUCCUCGCUGGCUGUUCUUCAUAAUGUCAACCACCUCAGCUCAGUCUACCCUCGCCACAGAAUGGCACCAACGUCUUGUUCAGAAGGAGCAAAUGCUCAUGGACAAGGCGAAGGAGGCUACUGAGGAGCUUCGCGCCUUCGAGGCGUGCAUGGAGGCCCACGGUCUCCGUAUCAGCAAGGAGGUCCACCGGCAGGGCCAAGAGGGUGACGGCGGCGAGGGACAAGAGGGAGGCGCCAAUGGGCGAAACGAGGGCAAUGGCGACCGCCGCCCCGACACUUCGAGGAGGAGGACGGCUUCGACAAAGGAGACGAUGACGACGACGAUCAAGACGCCUCCACCUCACUCAAUCACACCUUCAAGCAUCGCCGCCGUAGCUCCGUGAUCACGGCGGAGGGUGCUCGCCGAAAUCAUCAGCAGAGAACGUCAUCAGCCGCGAUCAUCAUCAGCAACCUCAGCUCGUCGUCAAGAGCCUCCUGAGUCCCCGAGCGAAGCUCCCCCUGGCUACCCAGUCAUCCCACCCACCUUGCUGUUACCAUGGGCCUGGUCAAGCAGCUCGAGAGCGACACCACCUUGUCACUUCCUUGAAGGCCAUCUCACCUACCCGGCCAGUCACCAGCGUCCUUCAAGCGCUACCUUGAGACCGUCUUCGCAAGCUGCUGUUCGCUCGCCUCCGCUGCCCAAGCACCUUCUCCAUCGAGCGCUCGGAGUAGCUCAUGGCAAUCGCAGCAGGGCGUCUUGAUCUCAACCCAUUUGCAUGCGACCAGGCAGGCACGUACGGCAUCGGCCUCAAGUGGC
This is a messenger RNA of Jaminaea rosea, 1592 nucleotides long. RefSeq lists its product as hypothetical. The transcript is spliced from 5 exons. NCBI's taxonomy places the organism in Eukaryota, Fungi, Basidiomycota, Exobasidiomycetes, Microstromatales. The record is from RefSeq and is a predicted model, not a curated record. Bases 256 to 1179 code for a protein of 307 amino acids.